This is a messenger RNA of Durotheca rogersii, 1434 nucleotides long. RefSeq names its product salicylaldehyde dehydrogenase. Gene Ontology annotation, molecular function: succinate-semialdehyde dehydrogenase (NAD+) activity. The coding region runs from base 1 to 1434 and encodes 477 amino acids. The transcript is spliced from 5 exons. The record is from RefSeq and is a predicted model, not a curated record. NCBI's taxonomy places the organism in Eukaryota, Fungi, Ascomycota, Sordariomycetes, Xylariales, Xylariaceae.
AUGACGACCCCGAUUGCAACCCCAGGCCCGCUGCCCCUUAUCAUAAACAACGUCGAUGUAACAACUGAGACUACUUUCCCUGUCUACAGUCCUGCAACCAACGAAGUCCUCUGGUCAUCCUUUGCAGCAACGCCCGAGCACGCCCGAGCCGCCGCCGAUGCUGCUCAGGCCGUUUUCCUCUCUUGGUCUCGGAUAAAGUGGUCCCAGAGACGAGACCUGCUCCUCAAGGCCGCGGAAGUUCUAGAGGGCCGCGCCGAGGAGCUCAAGGCAACCUCAAUACAAGAGACCGGUUCUGUUGACGCCUGGGAAAGCUUCGAUGUUUACGGCGGGAUUGCUAUGCUCCGAGAGGUCGCGGGCAGGGUGUCUUCUAUCGAAGGCCAUAUCCCACAGACGGAAGGCAGAUCUGGCUUCGUCUUCCGGAUUCCUUACGGCGUUGUCCUGAGCAUUGCGCCCUGGAAUGCCCCCGUCAUUCUCGGGAUCCGCAGCAUCGUCUACCCCCUCGCGGCUGGUAACACCGUCGUCUUCAAAGGGUCAGAGUUCUCGCCCCGCACCCAUUACCUGCUAGCGGAUAGUUUCCGCGCCGCCGGCUUCCCGCCCGGUGUCGUCUCGCUCGUCACUCACGCGCCCGGCGCCUCCGGGGCAGACGUCGUUGGUGCAUUGAUUGCGCACCCUGCCAUCAAGAAGAUCAACUUUACUGGAUCCACCGCCGUUGGAAAGAUCAUCGCCGAGUUGGCAGGUCGGCAUAUCAAGCCGGUGCUAUUAGAGCUUGGCGGGAAGGCGACGGCUGUCGUGCUUGACGACGCGGAUCUAGAGCUGGCCGCCAGUACUAUCGCCGAAGGAGCAAAUACACAUGCUGGUCAAAUAUGUGUUGGCACAGAAAGGGUUGCCGUCCUUUCUUCUGUAGCAGAGAAGUUUACCGCGGCGCUAAGGAGGGUGUAUGAGGAACGCUACUCGGAUAUUUCCAAACAGCAGCCAGUAACACAGGCGUCUUCCGCCGAUCGGAUCGAUGCCCUCUUAAAGCAAACGGUCGAAGAAGGAGGAAAUGUUGUAUUUGGUGGACAACGAGACGAGCACAACCCACGUUGUUUCCAGCCUACCAUACUUACGAACGUUGAGGGCACGGUACUGUAUAACACGGAAAGCUUUGCCCCGUUCGUCUCGGUGACGGUUGUUGACACUGUCGAGGACGCCGUCCGGGUUGCGAAUGACGGCGAUUACGGGUUGUCGACCGCGGUUUGGUCGCAGGACUUUUACAGGGCACUCAAAGUUGCCCAGAAGAUCAAUGCCGGACACGUUCAUAUCAAUGGCUCCACCAUCUAUGACGAGCCUACGCUACCAUAUGGAGGGGUAAGAUCAAGUGGAAUUGGCCGAUUCGGGGGUAAUUGGGGGAUCGACGAAUUUCUGACCAUCAAGACUGUCACAUUUCCAUUGUAA